Molecule: messenger RNA, 5333 nt
Organism: Daphnia pulicaria
Lineage: Eukaryota; Metazoa; Arthropoda; Branchiopoda; Diplostraca; Daphniidae
Product: histone-lysine N-methyltransferase SETD5-like
Exons: 12
Coding region: 452-4906 (1484 amino acids)
Molecular function (GO): protein binding
Source: RefSeq, a predicted model, not a curated record
GCGUACACAAAUCGAUUUUUUACUCAAGAAGCUAGGCUAAAACAGCCAUUAUUGUUAUUUAUCAAGCUACUCUCGCGAGAUUUGACGAUUUUAGUGUUAGACAAGUGUUGCUGCAAUUUCUAAAUUAGAAAGAUUCAUUAGCAACUGACUGGAGAUAAGUGAAAGCAAGCAUUGUUCUCUCGUAAUUCCGUUUGCGAGUCAAGGUUUGGAACAAUUUAACACAUACACACGACGUCGUGUAGGUCGCCGUCAAAAGAUUUGGCGGACGCCACCGAGGUCUGGUCUGCUUUGCAAUUGCAUUUCGUAUGGAGCGGAUCGUAUAUCGAUGUUGCGAUACCGUUUUCAUCGUUCAACUCGUCACGCUGCUGACAUGAUCAUCACAUUCAAAGCAGAGACUGCUUUCUUGUUCAUCACUUGAGAACUGUGUUGAUUCUGAUGCCAGAUCACAGGAAUGGAUGUAAAUGAGUUUAGCAUAAGGGGAGAUGUGGACUGUAGGAAGCCACGACUUGUACAUACCAGUGAAUCGUCCAAUCACAAUGGACAUGUCAGCACAAUAAACCUUUCCUAUCAGAUUGUUUUACAAGACCACAACUAUGGAGCUCCCCAUCCCCUGCAUAAUAAUGAAUCCUCUAUGCACGCAGUCCAGUGUAAGCAAGAACCCUCUGACUCCCAUACAUCCAGUGUUGUCCCUGUUUCACAUUCUCAGCGAGGGGGCAUUAAAACCCUCAAUCCCCGCAAUCCUUCUAUCAGCCCUCAGACAGGGCGAGCAAACAAACCAAAUGGUGUUAAUUCCACAGUUACAAAACGGCAAAGGACAAUCAGUGGUAAUAGCAAUGGACUUGGUUCCAACAUCACUUCUCCCAAUUCGGUUGGAUCUCGGCGGCCGGGACCAAACGAGACCCUUAAAGGUCACAACAAUCUGCCAACCCCUCCAUUGGUGCCCAAGGGCGCUCCUGGGUUUCCCUAUGCGGGUGAUUUAAACUCACACCUUUACGCAUCAAUUUCAAGUGAAAAGACUACCAUCAAAGAGGAGCCUAGAGGACCUUCAAACACCAAUGGCUCGUCAGGUCUUUCCAGUUACUUAGGCGGUUGGUACCGAGGUAGUGGCGGGAACAACGCGGAGCGAGUGCGAUCUCGAUCGGACAUGCGUGACAGUUUCAACGAUGACUCCAACGACGGCAGCUUGGAUAACAGUCCGCGCAUGGCUAACGAGACGGACCACGAGGGCGAAGAAACGGAAACGGCCAACGAGUGUGAAGAUGAAGAAGACGAGCAGGAUGACGUCGAUCUAGGUCUUCUAGGAAGUGGACGUGAUCUAAACAACAUCGACGAGAGUGUUACGCGCUGUAUUUGUAAAUUUGGACACGAUGAUGGCUAUAUGAUUUGUUGUGAUCGAUGCUCUGUGUGGCAACAUGUUGAUUGUAUGAAUUUGGACCGUAAUAACAUACCCGACGAGUUUUUGUGUGAGUUGUGUCAACCGCGCAGAGUAGAUCGAGCCAGAGCUCGAGCUAUUCAAUACCGUAAACGGCAGGAAUUUCGCCUCACCACACCUCCUCCGUCAAGUAGCCUCGAUCGCACUUCAGCGACUCGUAGAGAGCGGAGUAAGGACAGAACCAAACCCGAAGAUUACAUCGACGUGGAAAAGACCCCAAAAAAGUUUCAGCGGACAUACACCGCCAACAGCGCUGGACCAAAGUAUUCGCGUGGAGGCGCCAAAGGCGGAAGUAGUGCAACCGAUCGAACCGAGAAAUUUCAGCGGACUGGUAAACGAGUCGGUCAGCCAAAAUGGAAACGAAGGGGAAUUGAAAAACAGGAAGAAUCUGUUCCACGAAAAAGAAAAAUGUUUCGCACUAAAUCUUCGUCUGAUGUUAUUGACGUUGGUGGGACGACUUCCUCUGCUACUGAAAACAGUCCAUCAGGAGGUAGAAACCAUCCCAAUGGUGAACUGUUGCUUCAGUGGAUUGACCAUUACGAAGAAGCGGUCACCAAUCAUUAUUCACCCGAGUUAAGAGCUCGCGUAGCAGCUGUCCGACCUAAUGGGUUCGGCGGCGAACUGCUCUCUCCGCCUUCUCCAACGCCUAUUUACCGUCUUGCUAGUAAAGCUGGAGGUUACAAGACGUUAGUUGCCGCAAACCCGAUACACUGUGGGUCGCCAGUAAUCGAAUGCCGUGGAAAGUACAUGCUAGCUAGCCAGCUGAGGCCCUACAAGUCGGGUGACGGCCCUGUACUGAGUGGAUCUGGUGCUUCGGCUCUACGCCCAACACCCCAUAUUAUCUUCCACCACCUACUAGCCAGUAGCAAUGACAGCAUCACACCUGUCGUCGAGAUGUGUGUUGACGGGCGCAGCUACGGCAAUGAGGCUAGAUUUGUCUGGCAGUCGUGUCAACCUAAUGCGGAGAUCAAGCACAAGGUUGAAAAAGGUUCUGUCCAUUUGUUGCUGGUUGCCAAAACUGACAUCCUUGAAAGCGAGGAGAUCACAGUAGCUCACGAUGUGAAAAAUCCUCUGCCCUGCCCAUACGAAGGGUGCCCGCACAUGAGAAACAAGGACAGCGGAGCUCGCACCGGAUUGGCCCCAGCCACCAACCCUUUGUCGGUUUUGUCUCCAGUUGAAGUCGACCGCAAGCGUCGAAGGAGGAGGACUGAUUCUACGGCAACCGAUACUUCUUCCAAUCCCACCAUGGCCAAUCCUUCGGUGACUGGACCAAUCGAGUCGCCGGUGACUACACCGACAGCCUCUGUCCCAGCUGUCCAAACCUCAGUACCUGCGACUCCACCUACGCCGUGUGCGCUGCUACCGACGCCCAUCAAGCGCCAGCAACGCACUCCUUCCAAGGUUUCAGUCGUCGUAACAGAAGGCGAAGAUUCUCAGGACGACAGCAUAAAUCUUCAGGAUGAACCAGACGGGCAAGGCACUUUGGACAACGAAACGUCAUCUAAAAAGAAGAAGCCAUUGUCACGUGAAGAGAGGAAGAUGGAAGCCAUCAUGAAAGCCUUUGAAAGAAUGGAGAAGGCGCAACAAAGGCGUCAAGAAUCGAUAGCCAAAACAACGCAUCGCAAAGAUCCGAGAGAUGAUAAAGACGAUAUAGGCGAUGAAGUAGACCCACCCCCUUCUCAUGGAUCAGGAAAUAAUGCAUCCAUGGAAAAGCGUGUCAUCAUGGUCCAAGAAGCCAGAACCAAAACUUUUCGCAGAGGCCUUUGCAGGAAGCGAGGCGGUCGCAUGCGACGAUCUAGUAGUGGAACCAGUAUCUGCGAAAGUUCGCGCAUACGAAUGCGUGCUUUAUCCGGUGAGGUUCACUCUGGGCAUUCGGCGACUGAAGAAGAAUCCGAGCACGGUGGAAGUAGCAGUAGUCCUGGUCAACCCACUCCAGGCACACCUGGUGAUGAUCCAUCUACCAUGGCUUUUAAAUGCCCCAAGACCAAAAAGGUGGUUUUUAAUCAUUGGACCGGUGACGGCAGUGAGUUAAACGGAAACAAAGGAGACUCCAAUGACCCGCUGGGCGGUUCAAAUUCUCUCUCUCUUUCUGUGCCAGUAUGUUACAUGAGAAAUCCCAACCCACGAAGUCCUACUCGUCCCUUGCGGACGGCCCAUCUUCGGUAUGGCGCGACGACUACGCAGCAAUCAGCACCAGACUCGAAACCUCCCUACAACAUGAUUUUGAAUGGUUGCAGGCCUUCGACUCUUGCUUCGUUGAAAUCAUCGGCCGGCUCAGCUUCUCCCGACCCGCACGGAGAGGGAGGCCACUCGAACGACGAGAACGCCUGGGCUGCUCCUUUACCUGGUAGCGGCGGACCUGGUGGAUCGGCAAAGAAGCGAUGGUUAAGGCAGGCCAUCAGCGAAGAAACGGAAACGGAGUCGCCUGUCGGUGGUGGAGGUGGCGGCUGUCUAGGCGUUGGUGGCCUUGGUCCAGGUGGUAUAGUUCCGGGCAAUGAAGUGUUAGAUCACGUUACUCCCCUUAAAAAGAGACGCUUAGCUCGAGCUUCUAUGUCAUCCGAGACAUCAUUCACGCCACCAUCAACACCCACGCCAUCCAACGUUGGAGUCAUCGGAUCGAAUGAAAACGUUGCCAACGAGUCUGGGUUGCAGCCCUUGAUGGAGAAAGAUGAAUCCAAUGUCGAAUCUCUGUCUGCUGAAAAUAGCCGAGGAACUCCAUCCGAGUUUGACGAUGGACUAGCCGAAGUAAAUCAGACGCAGCAGCAGCAGCGGUCUGGUGGUCACCUAAAUGAAUCCUGUGAUCCGCCCACUCCACCACUGCCGCCUACGUUAGAACUGGCUAAAGGCAACGUCGGUUUAGGUUCGCCGACCAACGGGUACGUCAGCGAGACUUCUCAACAAAUGUGGGCUUCCCAAUCCGAGGAAAGUGUGCCAGUGCAGCCCGAGACAAAUGCUGUCGCCUUUGCAUCAGCCGACGAACACGUCAACGCCGCAGCUGCUCUGACGCAGUUUCACGAAGGUAGCCUUUUCAUUUCAUCGUCUCGACCAACGUGGGAGUUUAGAGCUCCAGACGCCCAGUUUAUGCGGUGUCGCAAUCUUAGUGACGUGCCAGACGCUGUCACAACUGAUGUGAUCCAGGAGGUUAUCCGGGAGGAGAAGCCGAAACCCAUCAAGCGAAAGCUAUCCAUUCUGGAAUAUCGUCAGCGAAAGCAGAUUGCAUUCAGUGAUGGCUCGGAUGCACCGACAAAGGAAGAACGAAACCCUAAUGACACUGUAGAGGCACGAGUGUUCAAGGCACAGCGAGACUCGAUGGCUGAAGAGAAUUCCGACUCUGACGCAGCCAUGUCAACGAGGACCAAAGAUCCGCCGAUUCUCGCGGCGGAUGAUUCUCACUCAAAGUCCGAGAGCACCGCGGAUGAUUCCAACACAAAUUCGUCUUAUGAAGGAGACGAAGAAGCACCCACAUCUAUUUAAAUAAAAAGAGAAAAACAAAUAAAAAUAAGAAGAAGAAAAAAAAAGCUGAAUGAAACAUGACGUCUACACAAGCCACAAGUAAGGGGAAAUGGAGUUUCCCCACCUGGGAUAUUUUGCUAAUUAGUUUGUUGGUUGGUUAACCCGUUUUUUUGCAGACAUUUACCCAGAUUCUUUCCCUUUAAUUUCUCUUUAAUUAUUACCAUUAUUCGAAGUACUCGGAGAGUAGGGAUUUCCGUUUACAAUUUCCUUUUUGUUUGUUUUCUCCACGAAGGGAGAGGGAGUUUUGAGCACCAUCGGGACCGGUUGAACGUCUUUCUCUCUCUCUCUUUCUCACUGAUUCACUUUUGCGCCUUUCCCUCUCGUUUCAUCUCUCGCGCUUUGUCUUUAGACACUCACACACGAUUCGUUCAUAAAAACGAAAAGAUUU